AAACAACGUCACGAUGGCUCGCUUGGACCUCGUACGGGAACGCCUCGGAGCUCUCUACUUCCUCGGCAGUGUCGCGCUGAGCCUUCUCGCCUUGUCGGCCAUGCAGCCGUACCUCGAGAACGACUACCUCUGGCCGAGCUUUGCGACGAGCCUCGUCUCGACCGCGCUCGUGCAGAUAUUCAAUGCGCAGUUAUCGCUCAUGGCCGCCAACGCUACGUUCGACCUCUUGAACCCAAUCAAUGUCGUGCUGUUGCCGUCAAGAGACGUUCGCAUCGGGGCAGCGUACGCCCGGCGCAUCGUCCAUGAAGAGCUCAAAGCGCCCGCCGAUGCAAUUGCAAGUCUCCGGUCGUACGACGUGGCGGACCUCACGUACCUUAUGAGUGGGUACUGCUGGGCCGACUUGCGCCAGCGCUACAGCCUCGCUCACACGGCCGUGCGCGCAACGCGGUGCGCCACAAGGUAUGGGGCAAAUGGCGCCGUGUACCUCGAAGCGAUCCUGCGCAAUGUCAACUUUGCCGUUUGGUACGAUGCGUUUGGGAGCCAGUUUGACCUGCACAUUGCACAGCCGAUUGCAAAGGACUUUGCGGACGGUCCUGCGUGGGUCGAAGCACUGCAUGCCCACGCGCCGCUUGCGAUUUUAGACGAAGUCGACGUCUGGUCGUCGUACCAGAUCUGGAUCUUUCAGCUCCAGUACGCCAACCGCGUCCAGACAGGACUGCUCGAGACCAUUGGCAUUGGCAACGCUUUGGGGCAGACCCCACGCUUGGCACUAAAAACAAUUCCGAGCGUCCGCCGUGGAUCGUUCUGGACAACAAUCUACCUGUUUGCGGGCCUUCAGACCGAUUUUGCGUCCCUCCAGCCCAACCAGAGUCUCGUGCGCAAUAGCUCCGCGUUUUUUGGCCAUUCGCAUCCCAACCAACUCGAAGACUACAACAACGGCGUACCCCUCAACCUCAUUAGCACCGUGCUGCACGCCGAGCUCGGGCAGCUCACGUCCAUCGACUUGAUGUGGCUGCCGGUGCCAUCACCGCUGCGCGCCGCCGUGCAAGACUUUCAUGUCGCGGUUCAAACAGCCCUCGCUUCGAACCCUGCCUUCCCAACGCUACUUGCGGCCCUUCCGACACUCACAAUGACAUUGACACCCGAGCCGUGGAAAGAGCUGAGCUACCGCUUCUAUGGCGGCAACCCCAUGUGUUCGUUUGGUGCACCGCUUCCGUUCGUGCAAGAAUCGUUUGGUUUUGACGAUGUUUGCGCGGCCCAGCGACCACUCACGCUGACGUUCGCACCACUGUCGAGUCUCUUUGCCAUGGCGGUGACGCCGACGGCGUAUGGCCCGUCGAUCUGCCGCCAAGUCGCACAUACAGAAGAGAGCUUGUGCUCGAGUGCAUUCACGGCCUUGUCGGCUGCGUUUGCCGAGCUCAGCUACGUGGUCAAGCCCGCGCCGAUCGCGUCGUCUCUCGGUCUCAUGCAGUUUCUCAGCGUCAACAGCAGUCAACCGACGAUCGAGGUACUGCCGCUGCUUGACCCGUCCUUUGCCUUCUUUGGCGGCAUCUACCUCUACGACUGGGUUCACGAUGAUCGAGAAGCUGUCGCUUUCCAAGGCGACGCGACAACGUUGACCCUCAUCUCCAAGCAGUACGCGCGUCAAAUGUUAUCGCCAACACCGAUCUCGACCGACUUGAGUGCGUACCUCUAUCGCUGCGCUGCCAUCACGACGAUCGGUGUACUUGUUGUCGCUAGCGUGCUCUUUUUGCUCGGGCUCUACCAUCGACCUUUGCACACCGAGUGGUUUUACUUGCAUCGGCUUUUGGGACCUGUGUGGUUGAGCCGCAGUAUCCUCGCGGGCCGCAGCGUCGCUGCGACCAUUGGCUUGGCGACGACCGACGUUGUUGUUCAGAGCCAGUUGUCGAUGACGCACGCACUGCACGCCUCGACCAAGUCGCUCGUCACGACGUGUCUCCUCGCGGGCGAAGUGCUUUGGCUGACCUAUUUGGCACAUGACAUUUUGCACCCGGUGCUGCAAAAGAGGACGCAUCAGUACGCGUCUCUGACCUCGCUCGUCGCUUGGCUCCUACUCGUUGGCUCCACGCAGCUCGCGCCGCUUCCAUUCCGCUCGGGCUUGCGCCGCGAGUGCUUGGCUAUCAAUGUGGAUGAAAUGGUCUACUGUAACAGCGGCACUGUCGACGUUGGCACCGUUCAACGGACACUUUUCCUUGUAUUUUUGCCCAUCAGUGUCGUCGCGAGCGGCGCGCUUCUCGCUCUGUGCUGUAAAUCCCAGAAAAUUCCGAUCGUGCCACUUGGGAUGCCCAGCGCUCGACUAGUCCCGUCGCUCGUGCUACCCGUGGCCGCCGUCGCCUUCCUCCACGAGCGCCAGCCCAACAUUGCCCACACGGCUUUGGAUGCGCUCACCUCAGCGUGCUGCGGACUCUUUCAUUUUGAGUUUCGAGGCAAGAUGUACCUCUUCGAUAUGAAAUCAUGGCUCCUCGUCCCGUCCGCGUCCUUUGGCUUUGCGACGCCGGUGCUGCACCGGCGCACGACGACAACGUCGCUUGUUUUGCCGCAUGUCCAGACUCAUGCAACACCGUCCACCCAUUCUCCGCCACCGACGCGCUCGAAGGCGUGGAUCGCUCGCACGUACCAGAGCGUUCGCCGAUACAUGGGCAUUCCGAGUCUCCUGCUCUCACUUUUUAGCAAUGUGGCCUACUUGGGCGUUGCGCAGUCGAAUCUCGCCAACGACUAUGGCUGGGCGGGCUUCAACGCCACGGGCACGUACGCUUUUCUCGGGAAUCUCUUCAAUCGACGGCUCCUGACCCACUCGUUUGACGAUGGAUUCAUGCUGAACGACCCCGCUUUUGCCGACACUUCGCAGCUAUACAACCUCAGCGUUGGCGCCAUUCGCGUCAGUGGCCACGCCGCGCGGCGACAGCUCUUCUCGCCUGACGUUGCACUGGAAGACGUCGUCGCCAACCUCCGGCGCAUGGAUCCGUGCCGCUUGCCGUGGAUGUUUACGCAAUACUGCUUUGUCGACCUUGGUCGGCGCUGGUCGCUCGCGAGCUCGUCUGCGCGGGAAGCGCGGUGCCGCUCGCGGUAUGUGUCGAAUGGCGCCGUUUAUUUGGAGACGAGCCUUGGCAACGUCAUGCGCUGGGACGACUGGACGCAGUGCUGGGGCACGUCGUUUGAGGUGGGCAUUGCGACGGCGCUCGCCACGUCGGUCGAUGGCCGCGACUGGCUCCGUGCGAUUCAAAGCAAUGCGAGAAGUUGCGUCGACGAAGCGGCCUACUGGCGCCAGGCCGGCGUCGCUGGGUUCACGCUGCAGUGGCAAAACUUCAAGACGACGGGCUUCUCGGAUGCGUUCUACAUUGAGAAUGCACUGGGAUUGCAGUAUGCGCUGCCGCUGAGCAAUACGCCAGGCGCGUACCACCUCACGCAGCAAAACUCGAUGCGCAUGUACUGGAGCUUUGCCAGCGACCUCUGGGCCAUUUCGACUAACGCGACACUGCUCGGGAGGGCCAGCCUCGUGCGCCAGAGUCCGAUGUUCGCCUACGCCAACACGACGCCGAUUGCGGUGUUGUUCCAGAACCUGACGCUCGUGCCGCCGUUGAACGCAGGCCUCGUGAGCUUGGAAACGCAUCUUGGACCAUUUGGCAAUGUCGACAUGAUCUAUGUGCCGGUGCCGUCGUCGCUCUCGGCGCUCUACGCCAACUUUACGGGCAGCCUCGCGCGUCUCUUGGUCGCCAACGAAAGCGCAGCGAUUUUGUUUUCGAACCUUCCAGCUCGACCCUACAUUAUUGAAGUGCCGGGGAGUCUCUUGGCGCAGAGCAAGGAGCUCAUGUCCAUGGGGGGACGUCUCAUGUGUGGGAAUGACGCGCCGCCGUAUCCGUUCAUGUAUGGGAUCGCUACGCUCUUCGGUACCUCCAGCAUGUGCUACGCCUUGUUUCCUGAGCUGAUGCAGCCCACGUCUUCACAGCUCCUCUUUGCGUUACUGGGCUACAGCGCACACGUCGGGGUGCUUGAUAUGGACGCGAUCUGCAGCCUGGACACCUCCGCGACAGCUUCGUGCGCAAGCGACUAUUUAGAGACCUGGGGGCUUCUAGCCACUUAUCCCGAAGUGUUUGACCCGCUUCACGCAGCUGCCACACUCGUGUACGAUCUUGUCGACGCGCACAACGUGUCUCUCGUCCAGUACCUCCAAAACGCCACAUCGGGUGAAGUCUUUCUAUUUGCAAUCAACAUUCUCGCACCCGAAGUCGGUUGGCCAUACUACGGCUGGUGCCUCCUCUAUGAAUGGGCGACCGGUGUCCGUGAAGUUGUCAUGUACGAGGGUGACGUCGGCCGCAUCACGGCCCUCUCAGCACCGCUGCCGUUCGACUCAAUCUCACCGAGCCCCGACGCGAUUGCACAUAGUCUCUCGCUCGUGUGCCAAGGGUGCGUCCAGUACAUUACGGUGGUGCUCAUUGCGCUAGCGUCGGGUGCGAUAUUGACGGCACUCUGGCACCGCGGUUUUGUCGAGACGGUCAAUCUCAUGGUCUUGACGCGUCUCGGCGGCUUGGUCUGGAUCGGACGGCCAUUCUUGCUCGUUCGCAGUCUCACGGCCGUGUGGCUCCUCAACACGAGCCCUCUCUUCCUCGUGCAGACCCACGGGCAUUUCACGCGGUUUGAGUCCCCGCAUUUGGUGUGGUACAACACGGUCCUUGCCGCGUCCGAGCUAACGUGGAGUGUUUUUAUCCUCAACGACGUAUUCAGCUGCGUCACGCAAGAGUAUACGGCGCUCUACUCGUCCCACAGCACGAAUGCAGCGUGGCUCGCAGCGAUUCUUUGGACGGUCCAGUGGCCACAACAGCAUGUGGCACGUCUACACCGAUCGUGCACUGCGAUUGAUAUGGACUUUGCCAUCGACUGUCGUAGCGGCAGUGUUCAGAUCGGCAAUGUCACCCGGAUGUUUGUCGGCUACGGCAUCGGCGCGAUCGCUGCGUUGGUCUCGUACACGGUUGCCCGGCUCGUGCACCCACGGGUUGUUCCCAACCACGCAAACUCGCUCCUCUUGAAUGCGCAAUGCAUGUUCAUGCUCCACAGUGCACACCAUGAAGGUGGCGUGUUUUUAGACAAGAUGUCGGCGCUGAUUGCAGGCGUCGUGUCAUGGGAACACAGCGGCGUGCUACAUCUGCUGGACGUCAAGACGUGGCGGUACCUCCGCGUGGAGCGUGACGGAAAACACGCAACCUUGCCGGCCCGCGUGCGCGGCGCCAUUCCGCUCGCAAGCGUCUAGUCUAGUAAGCUGAGUCAAUCUCAUAGUAAAUAAAUUCCAAUACACUUCUGCGAUGGGCGAAGCGAAGUGCACGC
Messenger RNA from Saprolegnia diclina VS20, 5340 nucleotides. RefSeq lists its product as hypothetical. The transcript has a single exon. NCBI's taxonomy places the organism in Eukaryota, Oomycota, Saprolegniomycetes, Saprolegniales, Saprolegniaceae. The record is from RefSeq and is a predicted model, not a curated record. Bases 14 to 5266 code for a protein of 1750 amino acids.